This is a messenger RNA of Poecile atricapillus (Black-capped chickadee), 459 nucleotides long. Its product is annotated as urocortin-3-like. NCBI's taxonomy places the organism in Eukaryota, Metazoa, Chordata, Aves, Passeriformes, Paridae. Gene Ontology annotation, cellular component: extracellular region. The record is from RefSeq and is a predicted model, not a curated record. The coding region runs from base 1 to 459 and encodes 152 amino acids. Gene Ontology annotation, molecular function: corticotropin-releasing hormone receptor 2 binding; hormone activity. The transcript has a single exon. Gene Ontology annotation, biological process: hormone-mediated signaling pathway; cellular response to nutrient levels; digestion.
AUGUCCCACCCCAGGCUGCUGCUCCUCCUCAUCCUGCUCGGAGCUGCCGGGACCGGCCGGGCCCUGAGCCUCUCCAACGCCGCCUCCAUCUUCAGCUGCCUCAACGCCGCCCUGUCGGAAGCGCAGAAGAUCCAUCCCGAGGAAAACGCCGUCCUGGACAAGCGCGGCUCCGAGUCGCCGUCCCUGGAGGAGGCGUCAGAGGAGGAGGCGGAGGAGGAAGAGCUGGGGAAAAGGACAUUCCCGGGGGACGGCCACUCCCCAUACGCGUCCCAGGCGCGGCUGAAGGGCAAGAGCUCGCAGAACCGGGCCAAGAGCGACCGGCACACCAAGGUCACGCUGUCGCUCGACGUCCCCACCAACAUCAUGAACAUCCUCUUCAACAUCGCCAAGGCCAAGAACUUGCGGGCCAAGGCAGCAGCCAACGCCCACCUCAUGGCCCAGAUCGGGCGGAGGAAGUGA